AUGGAGAUUCCAUUGGGUGCUCGCUUUCAACCUUUUGAUUACGACGUGCUCAAGUUUCUCUUCAAUUUCGUUACGGGGAGGAGUUGUGUGGACGAUGAAGCGCUGAUUCAUCAGGAAGAUGUGUUCGGUGAGAAGGAGCCAUGGGAGUUAGUUCCGUCGGGGAAAAAAAUGGCGUAUUUUCUGACUAGGUUGAAGAAGAAGGCCAAGUCCAUGAAAGGAUCUAGGGUUCAGCGAACUGUGGGGAGAAAGAUGAAGGGAAAAAAGCCGGGCACUUGGCACGGCCAAGACAUCGGUAAAGCGGUGGCGGACGAGCACGGGAGGUUUCUGAUGGGGUAUAAACGGAGCUUCCUCUACAAGAACAAAAGUGAAGCGGAACAAGACGGAAAGUGGCUGCUGAAAGAGUUCUACCUGUCGGAGACGAUGAUCAGGAGAGUUAGGGCCGAAUUUCCUAUUGUGGAAGAGAGAGCAGAUUUCGUGCUGUGUCGCAUAGAGCGAAAGAAAAAAGAUGAUGAUGAGGAUGAUGAUAAUGAUGAAGAAGAUGAUGAAAUAACGUUGGAACAAGGCGGCACCAACAACAACCUUUCCGAGGCUAUUGUUUCCGUUCCCGUUCCGUGGAUACAUUAUUGGCACCGGCGGAUAACAUGA
Messenger RNA from Ipomoea nil (Japanese morning glory), 645 nucleotides. RefSeq names its product NAC domain-containing protein 83-like. The record is from RefSeq and is a predicted model, not a curated record. Gene Ontology annotation, biological process: regulation of DNA-templated transcription. The transcript has 2 exons. Lineage: Eukaryota; Viridiplantae; Streptophyta; Magnoliopsida; Solanales; Convolvulaceae. Bases 1 to 645 code for a protein of 214 amino acids. Gene Ontology annotation, molecular function: DNA binding.